GUGCUCGAUCUGGGCUGCAGCGAGUGUAGCCUCCUCAAAAGGCUCAAGUUUCACCGUGAAGUUCAUCUUCUGGUCGGUUUGGACAUCGACGGGACCAAAGUCAAGAAGAAGAUGCAUGCACUAGCUCCUAUAUCGACCGACUACCUGCAGCCAAGCUACGAUCCGCUGUGCGUGGAACUGUACCAGGGCUCAGUCACAGAAAAAGACGCUCGCCUCAGAGGAUUUGAUCUGGUGACCAGUAUCGAGCUCAUAGAGCACCUCACUCUUGCUGACGUGGAGCGAUUCUCUGAGGUCGUGUUUGGUUACAUGACCCCGGUGGCCGUCAUUGUCAGCACCCCGAACUGUGAGUUCAACCCCCUCCUCCCCGGACUGAGAGGUUUCAGGCACAGUGACCACAAGUUUGAGUGGAGCAGAGCAGAGUUCAGAUCCUGGGCUCUGAAGGUGUGUUUGAAGUUUGGUUAUAAGGUGGAGUUCACUGGUGUUGGACAUCUGGCGUCAGGAUACCAGGAGAGUGUCGGCUUCUGCUCUCAGAUCGGGGUCUUUCGGCGACUCGAGCGAGGAGAUGACAGCAACGUGUUGGGUGGUGACGACGCAGAGGAGGUUUUUUCGUACAAACUUCUGUACAGCGUUAACUAUCCCAGCCUGCGUGACAACAACAUCUUGCGGAGGGUCCUGGUGAGCGAGGUUGUGUGUUGGACAGAAAGACUGAAGAGAUGGAUGGGGAAGAAGAGUGGCGAGGGGAACGUCUAUUACACACUGUUUGAGACGGAGGAAGGAGAAGAAGGAGUAGAAGAGCAGACAGUCUGCAGAGCGGAGAUGAGAAAUCCAGUAUUGCACUGUGAGAGAGGAGCGUCGGAGGAUGAAGGAGAUUUCUGGACACAUUUCCAAAGACGACAAGAUUCCUGCACAUCAUUCAGAUGUGUGUCUGUUCCCCUGGAUGUGCUGUGGUCCUGCUGUCCCAGAGUCAGCACCCUGAGUGGAAGUCUGGGUAAUCUCAGACGUCUACUGAUGGAUGACCCAGAUGUUGAACUGAGCCAGGACGGUGAUGCUGUGCUUGUAAAUUGCCAUGAACAAGAGGAGGAGGAGGAUCCAGAUGAGCUGGAGGACAGCGGGUACGAACAGGCCAGCAGGCACCGGUCCGACCCUGCAGAACAAGAGGAGGACUGGGAGGCAAAUGUUUGACCUGGAGGAUGCAGCUUUUGUUUCCAGGACGAAGUAGGUCUCUUGUUCAGAUUCAACGAGGCUUAUUUGGAAUGCAAGUUUUUGUUUUGAGUAUGCAUCCAGUUGUUAAAGAGAGAAUAUAUAAUUUAGUCUUUAAAAUGAAUUCAAAUGUAAAAAUCACAAUAAAACUG
Messenger RNA from Paralichthys olivaceus (Japanese flounder), 1352 nucleotides. The record is from RefSeq and is a predicted model, not a curated record. NCBI's taxonomy places the organism in Eukaryota, Metazoa, Chordata, Actinopteri, Pleuronectiformes, Paralichthyidae.